Molecule: messenger RNA, 1998 nt
Organism: Acyrthosiphon pisum (pea aphid)
Lineage: Eukaryota; Metazoa; Arthropoda; Insecta; Hemiptera; Aphididae
Exons: 7
Coding region: 398-820 (140 amino acids)
Source: RefSeq, a predicted model, not a curated record
UUUUUUUUUUUUGUUUUUACUUUCUGUCCAGCGUCUACUACCUUGUCACGUGUAUUUUUAAAAGUAAAAUGAACUCUACAUUUUUAAUUGUACCUAGUGUUGUUUUAAGUGUUAUUACCAUUUUUGAACGGUUGUUGUUGUUGUUAUUGUUUUCAUACUUCAUCAAAAUGGUUUUAAUGUGCUCAGUUUCACUUUGUAAAAGUGUUUCAUUGAAACAACACAAUGUUAAACUACAAAAGUUUGCUACAUCAAGAACUUAAGCAUAAAUGGCUAGAUAGUAUUGAGUCAUACUAUCCUAAUUUUAAAAUUAGCAAAUUCAGUUUAGUGUGUAGUAAACAUUUUGCUGAAAUCGAUUUUAUUAAAACCACUAGAUCAAAAUCGUUUUCACUACGUAAAGAUGCAGUACCCUCGUUGUUUGACGUUGAAGAAUGUGUGCAUGUUUUCAAUGAUAGUGAACAUCAAGUUUAUGGUGAUUCUAGUAUUAUUAGCCUAUCUACUGUUGAUGUUAUGGAAGUUGAACCAACAUAAUAUUCAUUUUGUAAAGAUGCAGGACCUACGUUGUUUGACGAUGAAGAAUGUGUGUACGUUUUUAAUGAUAGGUAGUGAACUUUAUGGUGAUUCUAAUAUUCCUAGCACAUCUAUUAUUGAUGUUAUGGAAACUUCCACAGGUGUAACUACACCACCAAAGAUGAGUAAUAAUUCCAAUAUUUCUGGACCAUCAAACGUUGAUGUUAUAGAAACUUCUAUUUUGGAUAUUCAAGUACCAGUAACUCCAAAAAGAAUGAUGAAUACCACCAAUAAGUCCAUGGAAAGAAAAUAGGUCUAUCUUAAAGGCAGCUAGCAGAUUUAUCAUUUAUAUUGGUUACUUUUUAUAAAACCCUAUGAACAAUUCAAUUACAAUCUCAUAAAAAUAAAAGUAAAGAUUUAUUUCAAAAUACAAAAUUGAUGACACUUAAGACAUAACAUUCACUCUUCUUCUUAAUUGUAUAACGCAUCCAUUGACCAAAAGAGAUGUGCAGAGCAAUGGGUUCAAAGACCACCAGACCAUCAUGUUGACUUGAUUCUUGAUGCAUUUAUUUUGACUGUUCACUGCCACCAAAUUUGAUCGCCCAAAAAAAGGCAAGCUGCACCAGGCAAAUAACUAUGGAUAUGGGAUACAAUUUGCUGUCCUUAGGUAGAGCAAUACUAAAUGGAUUCGAACAUAGUUAUUACUCAUUACUAGCCAUCUUUGACUCAGGCCAUGUCGAACUUUUCAGUGAUGAGAAGUACCUCAAAUUAUGGUUUGUGGAUGAGAAGGUUAGUUGACACAGUCAUCCUUUUUCUCAACCAUUCAACAUGAUAUGCAUUUACCCAAAAAUGAUGAGUAUAUAUAUUGAUAAGAUUGCGUGGGUUCAGUAGAUUUGAUUGCACGUCAGUGUCCUAUGCAUAUGUUGCUGAACCGCGGGUUCGAAAACCUUUGCAUUAUUUUUUAAUUAAUACUCUAUGCAUUUUCUUUGAUCCACUCCCUUCAAAUUUGAGCACCUAAAAGAUGUUCCAACAUGAGACGAGACCGUGUCAAUCUUUCGAUUUUUGGGAAUUCAAAGUAUAUCAAUAAAUCAAUAUGAUUUUAUAACAAGACUGGCCAACUUAACAAAUACCUUUUUCAUUGAUACUUCAAUCAAUAUUUUUGGAUUUUUAUAUUUACAUGCAUUCCAUUUGUGAUGAAUAAUAUCAGUUACCUGUUCGUGUACGUUGCAACUACAAUAUAAUAAAGCAGCUUGUAAAAUUAUGUAUGUAUCCGUAGGGAAGUUAUCAUAUAGUACUGAAUACUAUUGACAAAUUGUUUGCAUUAUUAUUUGUAGUCUAACUAAAAACCAGAUUUUUGGACUCAUUAUAGUGUUAAUUUUUUAAGAUACAAUUAACAAGAUAUUAAUGUCCGCUGCCACUAGUUCUCGGGAUAGGUUUUUAGUGGCAAAAACCUUUCCUCACAUUGUUAAUUAACCGUUUCAACUGUACCAA